This is a messenger RNA of Vigna unguiculata (cowpea), 735 nucleotides long. RefSeq lists its product as uncharacterized. The record is from RefSeq and is a predicted model, not a curated record. NCBI's taxonomy places the organism in Eukaryota, Viridiplantae, Streptophyta, Magnoliopsida, Fabales, Fabaceae.
AUGGCAUCUUCUUCCACCAAAUUGAGUCUGAAAUUGUUUAUCGACCCAAAGCGUGAGAUAGUUCCUUUCGCAGAAACAUCAAAAGCGGUUGUAGACUUUCUCUUUACCUUGCUCUGCUUGCCCAUCGGUACUGUCAUAAGGAUUCUGGACAAGAAUCAAAUGGUUGGCUCCUUAGGCAAUCUAUAUCAAAGUCUUGAAAAUCUGGAUAAAACUUACAUGCAAAAAGAGGAACAUAAGGAUCUACUCUUGAAGCCAAGUGCCCCCGUUCCUUCACAUAUCUCUGGUCUUCUUCCUUCAAUCAAUGGCACUUCUUCUAACAAUUCUAACAAGUCUACGAGUGUGUUCUUCUACAGGUGCCCAGCUCACUUGGGUUUCGUCACAUGCGAUAACACCACUCCCUGUCCUCAGCAACAAUGUGGGAAAACUAUGAACAUUGGAAUGUACUUUUUAGGUGAAAAGGUUCCGAAGCAAAUGUCUGCCGAAAAGAGUGGUUUUGUGAAAGAGGGUGUUACUUACAUGGUGAUGGAUGAUUUAGUGAUUCAUCCCCUAUCAAGCAUUGCCUUACUUACCAAACUCAACGUCAAAGAUUUUGGCAACUUACAGGAAAAGGUGGUCGAGUUGGAUAUCAAGCAGGUUGUAAAUCUCCUAAAGGCUUCUCUGCAGUCCAAGACGGUUUUGACAGAUGUUUUUCUCAACAAUCAUACUUUGGUGUUGAAGAAUCAUGCUUCGGCGUAG